Dermatophagoides pteronyssinus (European house dust mite) is the source of this 1340-nucleotide messenger RNA. RefSeq names its product Telomerase Cajal body protein 1 homolog (gene WDR79). NCBI's taxonomy places the organism in Eukaryota, Metazoa, Arthropoda, Arachnida, Sarcoptiformes, Pyroglyphidae. Gene Ontology annotation, molecular function: protein binding. The record is from RefSeq and is a predicted model, not a curated record.
UUGAAAUAGUUUGGUUGAUUGAUUGAUGAUCACGUGAUUUCAAUGUGAAUUUUUUUUUUGAUUUUCAAAUUUUUUUAAAUUCUCGAAAAAUGUUAUUCAAUACAAAACCAAUUCUUGUGAAUAAAGCUGAAUCUGAAUUCACUAGGCCAGGACGUUCAUUCGGUAAUUGUUUACGUGGUUGUCAAUGGGCACCUGAUGGAUCAUGUAUAUGUACAAAUAGUGAUGAUCAUUGUAUUCGAAUUUUUAAUUUACCGGAAAAAUUUCUGCAUGAUAAUAAUCUGGAUAUUGUGGAUGAUACCAAAGAACCAGAAGAAUUGCAUUCAGUACUUGAACUAAAAGAAUCACAAAUAAUUUAUGAUUAUUGUUGGUAUCCUUAUAUGAAUUCAUUAGAUUAUUCUACUUGUUUCUUACUUUGUUGUAGUCGUGAUGUACCGAUACAUUUAUGGGAUGCAUAUACGGGCCGUAUAUUUUCAUCAUUUUUAGCCGAAAAUAAUGUCAAUGAAUUAGUAUCGGCACGUUCGAUUCGUUUUAUGGAAUGUGGUAGAAAAAUUCUGGCUGGUUAUGAAAAAUUUCUUUGCAUAUUUGAUCUAUCAAGACCGGGUAAAUAUGCCGAUUAUUUAUAUGACAUUCCAAAAGGAAUUAUUUCAUGUUUAUCAACAUGUAAUAAUGAUAAUCAAUUAUUUGCAACCGGAUCAUUUAAUCGUUUAAUUGGUUUAUAUGAUUCCAAAACAAUGGAAAAUAUUGCAACCAUAAAAGGACAUUAUGGUGGUAUAACACAUUUACAUUUAUCAUCCGAUAAUAUUAGACUUUAUAGUGGUGCUCGAAAGGAUAAUGAAAUACUUUGCUGGGAUCUACGUAAUUAUGGUGAAAUUCUGCAUAUUAUUCAACGAAAUUGUCCAACAAAUCAACGUAUCUAUUUUGAUUUAAAUGGACCAAAUGAUGAAAAUAUUUUAGCUACUGGUGAUAAUCAAAUGGUUCGAUUUUAUAAUUUGAAAUUCAACGAACAACAACAACAACCGACAAUGGAUGAUAAAAUAUUGAAAUCAUUUAAUGAAUUUCAUUCACAUAAUAAUCGUGUUAAUGGUAUUAGUUUUCAUCCAUCAUUACCAUUAUUGGCAACAACAUCCGGUGAAAGAUGUUUAAUCGAUUUCAAAAAUAAUGAUGAUAAUGACGAUGAUGAUGAUAUCAUUUAUGAUUAUAAAAAAAUCUAUACACAAGAUAAUAAUAUGAAAUUUUGGUGGUUCAAAGAUGAAGAUCAUCAUUCAAUCAAUCAAGAUGAUCAACCUCGAACUGAUGAUGAUGAUGAUGAUGAUGAUAAUGUUAAAAUAGAACAAAAAUAA